Molecule: messenger RNA, 276 nt
Organism: Pichia membranifaciens NRRL Y-2026
Lineage: Eukaryota; Fungi; Ascomycota; Pichiomycetes; Pichiales; Pichiaceae
Exons: 1
Coding region: 1-276 (91 amino acids)
Biological process (GO): translation; ribosomal small subunit assembly
Cellular component (GO): ribosome; cytosolic small ribosomal subunit
Molecular function (GO): structural constituent of ribosome; RNA binding
Source: RefSeq, a predicted model, not a curated record
AUGAGAGCAUCACUAGUAGCAUUGGGAAGAUCCUCGUGGAAAGGUCCGUUCGUGGUGCCCUUGCCAAUAGCACAGGCCAAGAAAAACGGCACCCCCAUCAGAACAAACGCCAGAUCGUGCACCAUCAUGCCACAGUUCGUGGGCCUCAAGUUUCAGGUGCACAACGGCAGGGACUAUGUGCAGGUAGAAAUAACGGAAAACAUGGUCGGUUCGAAGCUAGGAGAGUUUGCGCACACCAGAAAGAGAUGGUCGUACACCCAGACUAAGAACAAAUAG